CCACAUCGGUCAUGGCAUUGCGGAGAAAUGGCGGAGGGCCACGAGAACGCCCGCGUCGCUCGUUCGUCUUCUCUCUUACCUCCCGCGCUCACCCAUCAGCCCCCACUUCCUCCUCAGCUUCUCUCAUCUGCCAUGGUGAGAUUGUUUGACGGUUUACACCGACCGAGUUUGCGAGUGAAUCACUCGUACCGCCUCUCGGCAUCUCACGCAACAACCGGAACCUCGAAAAAUCUGCCUCCGCCAUGAGUCCGCUUCCGGAUCUUACAAAACGCUGGGUUCAGGGGGAAGUGGUCCCCAAACCCAUGAACCCCGGCGAAUUGGUCCUCGAAGCAUGGGCAAUGGGCUACCUUGUGGGGUCGCUCGUCAUUAUGAGCUUCACCACUCUUGCGAACAUGCGAAGAGGUGUACUAUUGCACAAACUCAUCAUGGGUCUUUGGCAAGGCUUCUACCUCUUCUUCAACAGCCCUGUUCAUGCAUGGUGGCUGUCUGUAUCAGCUAUCUUUCUGAACGCGUCUUGGUCACUCCACAACGUCAUCGCCUGGAUGAAGAUCAAACCGUUCCUCUCGAGACCAGUCAGCUAUGUCUUCAUCGGGACCAUCAUCCUGGUACAACCCUACUGGAUAGCCGAGAUCUAUGCCAACUUUGCUUACUUCCAUGGCGUCAACACCAUCUUUCUGAGAACAAGGCCUUGGGAAGCAUUGUGUCGGGACCCUUGGUGGAUCAUCACCACCGUCUACCUGUUUUGGAUCAUCAAGACGCAGUACGAAAUGGGCCUAAAGGAGAUUCUCCGCAUCUCACCACGAUUUGCUAUCAUGCUGCUGGCCAUGAUCAUGUCAAUGGUAUUCAUACUUCUCGACAUUCUCUGCGUCACUGGUGCCAUUCGUUUUGUAGGACUGGCAACCGGUAUCAAUCCCUUCUGGAAACUCGCGUUCGUCUUCAAGUGCUUGACGGACUCAGUAGUGCUGGACGACUUCAAGAUGGCCCUGGACCGCCUGCGAGCCUUCAAGAUCAGUAGAUUGGGCAGCUUCUCAGGCGAUAUGAGUGACAGCCGCAACAGGAACAACGGAGAGCUUGUAGCUACCUGGGAAGAGAUGGAAAGAGAAGCGAACGCACUCCAGCAGGUCCGAAGUCCAGAUGGCGACUACAUCCACUCCAGCAACUUUCCAUUCAAGCCAAAGAGGCAUCGCAAACCAAGAGAUUCAAUUUUCUCUAACGAUCCCAUCGACUCAAAUGCUGGCAUGGCUCCAGAAGACAUCGUGCCCAGUGCAUUGGACGAUACUCCAAUGCGAACAUUGGAGCUUGCACAUACCGAUAACAGGAAGCCGCAACACCACUUCAUGGAUGAUCUGGACAGUCGAACGCGUGGCAUGACUGCAGAAGCAGAUUACGCCGCGGCAUUGCGAGAGGUCCAACGUAACAGCCGGACUUCUGUGCCAUCCAGCAGCAACUCUUCUGGACGAGCUGCACCGACUACACCAAAACAAAGCUGAGAGGGGCUCUCACAAUUGACGAUUUAGCGAUUGCAUGGUUGGCGUUCUGAUCAAAACACCGAACUUCGGUUUGCUUUAGUUCUAUAUACCCCUAUGGCACUGCUCAACUCUUAUGGCAUACUCCAUCAGUACUAGCACAUAUAUACUUACAGUAAUUUCAACGAGCCAGAGGCAUUCGCAUCUUCUUGGCGUCUUCCAC
Molecule: messenger RNA, 1689 nt
Organism: Macroventuria anomochaeta
Lineage: Eukaryota; Fungi; Ascomycota; Dothideomycetes; Pleosporales; Didymellaceae
Exons: 2
Coding region: 243-1490 (415 amino acids)
Source: RefSeq, a predicted model, not a curated record